UUUGUAACCUUCAUUAAUUUUUUCGAACUGUAAACAAACAUGGCUUCGAACAUAGCUAGGCAAGCUACGAAACAAGUUCGACCAAUAUUGUCGACUAACAGAGAAGAAGCUAGAAGAAAUGUUCUGCGAUUAUAUAAAGCAUGGCAUAAAAAUCUUUUAAGAAUAAUACAACUCCAUAAUUUGCCAAUAUCAUUAAAGACAGGAAGGGAUAAGAUAAAAGAAUCGUUUACCAAGAAUCGAGAUGUAACUGACAUUAGAGUUAUUGAUAUGUUAGUUGCAAAGGGCGAAAUGGAGCUUAAGGAAUGUGUAAAUGUAUGGAAACAGCCUGUUCAUGUCAUGGCCUAUUUCAAGGAUACUGUAGAACCAAAACCAAAGGACUUCUUGGGUCGUUUCUUUGCUGGUCUAGAGUGAUAUAAUCUCCAUAGGUUCUUUUUGCACAUAUAGAGAUUUCAAUUCUGAGUUGAAAUUUAUUUGCUAAAACAAUUACUUGUUUCAUAAUAAAUUUUUUUGUUUCCAAAGAAAAAUAUCCCGUAAUAAAUGUGUUAGUGUUUGUUUU
Argiope bruennichi is the source of this 556-nucleotide messenger RNA. It is a transcript of the gene ND-B14, whose product is annotated as NADH dehydrogenase [ubiquinone] 1 alpha subcomplex subunit 6-like. NCBI's taxonomy places the organism in Eukaryota, Metazoa, Arthropoda, Arachnida, Araneae, Araneidae. The record is from RefSeq and is a predicted model, not a curated record. Gene Ontology annotation, biological process: response to oxidative stress. The coding region runs from base 40 to 411 and encodes 123 amino acids. The transcript has 3 exons.